Molecule: messenger RNA, 1879 nt
Organism: Phragmites australis (common reed)
Lineage: Eukaryota; Viridiplantae; Streptophyta; Magnoliopsida; Poales; Poaceae
Product: 3-dehydroquinate synthase, chloroplastic-like
Exons: 8
Coding region: 313-1635 (440 amino acids)
Biological process (GO): aromatic amino acid biosynthetic process
Cellular component (GO): cytoplasm
Molecular function (GO): 3-dehydroquinate synthase activity
Source: RefSeq, a predicted model, not a curated record
GAUUUUCUCGGCGCUGCACGAACCCAUUUCCAGUGAAACCCAAGCCGCCAUCUGUCCAAGCCGGCAGUCCGACACCUUCGCCAACCAUCGCGCCACGUCAACUCACCUUCCGCGUGGCCGCGCCAUCCCCACCCACCAACCGACGACCCAUCUCAACCAUCCACACCCUCGAACCAACCGCCCAGAUCGAUCCCUCUCACUCCUCCUCGUGCUCCUCCCCCACCUACCGCGCUCCGCCCGCCUCAAAUCCCGGCCCCACCGGACACAACCACCGCCUAUCACCCUCCGCCACCGCCGUUGCCUCCGUUUCCCAUGGCGGCUUCCGCCUCCACCCUCCUCGCCGCCGCCGCCGCCUCGUCCUCCUCCUGCGCGGCCAUCUCUCCCCACCUCCCGCGCGCAGCUCCGGCCGCCGCCUCAGUCCCCUCUCCGUCGCGUCCCUCCUGCCCUCCCCUCCGCGCUUCCCCCGCGAGGCCCCAUCGGAGCCGCGUCAUCGCCAGUGCGGCUCCCACGAUGCAGCCGCCGGCGGCGUCCAGGGUCUCUACGGUGGUUGACGUCGACCUCGGCGACCGUAGCUACCCGAUCUACAUCGGCUCCGGCCUCCUCGACGAGCCUGACCUGCUGCAGAGGCAUGUGCAUGGGAAGAGAGUUCUGGUUGUGACCAACACGACUGUCGCGCCGCUCUACCUGGAGAAGGUGACCUGGGCACUCACACACAACAACCCAAACGUGUCAGUGGAGAGCGUGAUCCUCCCUGACGGCGAGAAGUACAAAGACAUGGACACGCUGAUGAAGGUGUUUGAUAAGGCAGUCGAGUCCCGGCUUGACCGCCGGUGCACAUUUGUAGCACUGGGUGGUGGUGUCAUCGGGGACAUGUGUGGGUUUGCGGCUGACGCAUUCCUUCGUGGCGUCAAUUUCAUACAGAUACCAACUACUCUGAUGGCCCAGGUGGACUCAUCUGUUGGUGGGAAGACCGGGAUUAACCAUCCACUGGGGAAGAACUUAAUUGGAGCUUUCUACCAGCCGCAGUGUGUACUGAUAGACACGGAUACACUGAAUACGUUGCCCGAUAGGGAGCUGGCUUCAGGCAUAGGUGAGGUUGUGAAGUAUGGGCUCAUAAGAGAUGCACCGUUCUUUGAGUGGCAAGAGAAGAAUAUGUCGGCAUUGUUAGCAAGAGAAUCAAGUGCUUUGACCUAUGCUAUCAAGAGAUCAUGUGAAAACAAAGCUGAAGUUAUUGCACAAGAUGAGAAGGAAGGUGGUCUUCGAGCGACACUAAACCUGGGUCACACAUUUGGCCAUGCUAUUGAGACAGGGACUGGAUAUGGAGCAUGGCUCCAUGGGGAGGCUGUUGCAGCUGGAAUAGUUAUGGCAGCUGACAUGUCUCACCGCCUAGGGUGGAUAGAUGAGUCUAUCAAAAAGCGGACAGUUGACAUACUAGAGCAAGCCAAGCUUCCCAUUGCACCUCCGAAGGCCAUGACGGUGGAGAAGUUCAAAAACAUUAUGGCUGUCGACAAGAAGGUUGCUGAUGGAUUGCUGAGGCUCAUCCUCCUAAAAGGACCUCUUGGAAGCUGUGUUUUUACUGGAGAUUAUGACAGGAAAGCUCUCGAUGAAACCCUCCAUGCAUUCUGUGACAGCUGAUAUUUCUCGGUUUCGGAUUUUAGUGAUGAUGUAUAACUAAUAGGCUACAUGUCAAUUGAGAGAAGAAAGCACAUUGUAUAUUAUGCUGAUUGAUAUCUUUUUGUCGGAAAUAAUGGGGUAUGGUUAGGGGUUGGUUUGAGGUUGUUGAUGAUCGUUUCUGAUCAAUUAUCAUCAGUUGCUUUUGUAUUAUUUCAAGCUGUAAUGUGCUUUGAUACGGUAUUUAAAGAUCGGUCUUGUGUAGUAA